This is a messenger RNA of Phycodurus eques (leafy seadragon), 4161 nucleotides long. RefSeq names its product zinc finger DHHC-type palmitoyltransferase 15b (gene zdhhc15b). Gene Ontology annotation, biological process: synaptic vesicle maturation; peptidyl-L-cysteine S-palmitoylation; protein targeting to membrane. Bases 13 to 1089 code for a protein of 358 amino acids. The transcript has 10 exons. Gene Ontology annotation, cellular component: Golgi apparatus; endoplasmic reticulum. The record is from RefSeq and is a predicted model, not a curated record. Gene Ontology annotation, molecular function: protein-cysteine S-palmitoyltransferase activity. NCBI's taxonomy places the organism in Eukaryota, Metazoa, Chordata, Actinopteri, Syngnathiformes, Syngnathidae.
GUUUGAUGGAGUAUGGCGCUCUCGAGAGGUUUGCGAUGCUGUCAAAGGGUUUUCUCGUGGAUUCCCGUGCUUAUUAUUGCCUCCGUGGUGCUGUGGUCGUACUACGCUUACGUAUUUCAACUAUGCCUAUUCACCCUGUCAAACACGUUGGAAAAGGUGGCCUAUUUACUGGUAUUCCAUGUGUGCUUUGGGAUGUUUUCCUGGACCUACUGGAAGUCCAUCUUUACUCCUGCUGCAUCACCAUGCAAGAAGUUUCAGCUGUCAUACUCAGACAAGCAAAGGUACGAGAUGGAGGAGAGGCCAAAUGCACAGAAACAAAUUCUUGUUGAGAUUGCCAAGAAACUGCCCAUACACACUCGUGCUCAGUCUGGAGCCAUCAGGUUCUGCGACCGCUGCCAGGUGCUGAAGCCUGACCGCUGUCACCACUGCUCGGUCUGCGAAACGUGUGUUUUGAAAAUGGACCACCACUGUCCCUGGGUGAACAACUGUGUUGGAUUUUCCAACUACAAGUUUUUCCUGCUUUUCCUGUUCUAUUCAAUGCUGUACUGCAUAUACAUAGCAGCCACAGUCUUUCAGUAUUUCAUUAAAUUCUGGGUGGUAAGUGUCAUCACAAGUUGUAACAAGCAGUACAUUUUAGACCACCAUUUAUUCUGCUUGAAUAUGCUUUCCCAGGGGGACUUGCCAAAUGGGCCAGCGAAGUUCCACGUCCUUUUCCUCAUGUUUGUGGCACUCAUGUUUUUUGUUAGUCUCAUGUUCCUCUUCGGUUACCACUGUUGGUUGGUUGUGAAAAACAGAUCAACUUUAGAGGCCUUUUCAGCUCCAUUCUUUGUCAACGGACCAGAUAGACAGGGUUUCAAUAUUGGCAUACGCAAAAAUCUGCAGCAAGUAUUUGGAAAAGACAGGAGACUGUGGUUCAUCCCCGUUUUCACAAGCCAAGGGAAUGGACACUACUUCCCCUUGAAUCGGAGUGAGUGUCAGAACCCCUUACUGGCAAACGAGGAGAUGUGGGAGGAAUCAGAUGAUGCCUCUGAAGAAGGAAGCUGGGUUGAGGAUCAAGACCCUUCUGUUUCUGUAGAGAUGGAGGACUAGACAAUUGAAACUGGUGCAGAGGUUGAAGAGGAGGAGGGAAUAUGCACUGUAAAUGUGGACCUCCUUCAACUACUCUGACAUGGACUAAACAUGGAUUGCACCAGCAUUUGGAUAAUAUUUUCUUCCCAAAAGACAUUGUGAAGAAACGGACUGACAUUCGGGUGCGUCCCAUUGUUACACAGCAUUGAACUGCAAUUCCAUGUGAUCAUUUGAACUUGUGUGCUUUAGCAAAAGCAUUGCUCCAGUGUAUCACAAUUUGCACGUUCCAAAAUUACCUCAUGUUCACUUAUGCAUCUGGAGGCGGACUGAUUUACCUGGAAGUUCAGUCUUGUAACAUAUGUAGCUUAUCUUAUUUCCACUCACUUAACCUGCGCCUUACACAACUGUAUUUAUGUUGUACUGUGUUGUGGGAAUCCAUUUUCCUAAUGAAUGUAUCCAGCAGGCUGCUUCUCAAUAGACUAUGUAACAUUUUAGGUACAAAUCUCCAUUAUAGUUUUUCCACUCCAUCAUGUGUGUUUGAUAAGGCUCGUAAAUGUAACAAACGGGAAUAACAAUUAUCCCUAAAAGUGUAAUAAUGACAAAUAAUCAAUUAAGUGUCAGAUCUUAGAGUAUGAGUAAUUUUGCUACACAAACAAUCAUAUCCUGAAAUAGUGGCGGAAACAGCGUUAUUGUCAACAACAUGGAUAUGUAUGUGGGAUAAUAUAAGUAACAAAUGAACACAUCUGAGCAGCAACCUAGUGGUUGGCACAUCUGCCUCACAGUAUUGAGGUUCAGCUUUGACCUUCCUGUGUAGAGUUUGCAUGUUUUCUUCCCCUCCAGGUACUCCGGCAACGCUCCACAUUCCAAGAGCAUGCAUGUUAGGUUCCUUGAAGACUAAAUUGUCCAUAUCCAUAUGUGUAAAUGUGAAUGGUUGUUGAGUAGUCCAGAGUGUACACCGCCUCUCGCACAAAGUCAGCUGAUUAGCCAUGCAGCGAGUGCAAACUGAAUGUGUGAAUGUGUGUUUUACUUAAGUUAGAAACAAUUAGUUAUACCUUUAGCUAAGGUAUUUUUUUAUUAUAAAUGUAGGCAUAACAAAUAAAAGUACAACUAAAAAGUGCUCAUGUGAGGCAUUUACACGUUCCUCUCCCAUUGUAACAGUAACAAUUCUCCUUCGACCAGAUCAGACAUCAGCGGGUCUUGUGCCACCCUCCCACAAGCAUUUGUACAAAUAAAGGUCUCUAAAAAGAGAUACCUUGUAUACUCUUUACAGUUGAGGAAAUGUUGGAUAUUGUAUAUAUAUUGUCAUGUUUGCUGGUUUGGAAAGAAAACAAACAAACAUUACAAUAGGCACUACAAAGCUCAGAACUGAACUCAUGUCAGCAUUGAAGAGAUUUUGUGAUCCAUAGGAUGUAAAAUGGUUAAUUGGCACAAAUGUUUUACAGAGUACUGAGGUUCUUUUUAAGUAGGUGACGUUUCAUCCAAAUGUGGAUGGAGAACAUAUCUCCUAAUAUGUGAUGUUCGAAUUGUUUUGUAUCCAUGUUUUGAGUAUUUUUACAUAUUUUAUGGCAAUGUGUUGAGACAAAACAUUAUUUCAGAUGACAGUCUAUUGACAAUGAAGACAAAGCCUGAAUAUAACCAGGAUGUUUUUACUUCACUGACACUUGAUUUCAUUACUGAAUAUUUCUACUUUGUUGGACCAAUCAAAUACCACUCAUGUCCGGCAAACAGUCCCUUGUUAUUUAUAAUUUUUCAUCUCUUUUGUCUACGUUUAAUGUAUGUGAACAUAGAAACCUUUAGAAAAUGUGGAUGUUGUUUCAUGUUGCUUAUUUAUUGCUAAAAUCGUCUUUAGUGAGACAUAGCUGCUGCGGGCAGUGUCUGUAUAUGUGACAUACAGUGGGUACGGAAAGUAUUCAGAUCCCCUUAAAUUUUUCACUCUGUUAUAUUGCAGCCAUUUGCUAAAAUCAUUUAAGUUCAUUUUUCCCCUCAAUGUACACACAGCACCCCAUAUUGACAGAAAAAAAAACGCAAUUGUUGAAAUUUUUGCAGAUUAAAAAAAUAAACCGAAAUAUCACACAGCCUUUAAGUAUUCAGACCCUUUGCUCAGUAUUUAGUAGAAGCACCCUUUUGAGCUAAUACAGCCAUGAGUCUUUUUGGGAAUGAUGCAACAAGUUUUUCCCACCUGGAUUUGGGGAUCCUCUUCCAUUCCUCCUUGCAGAUCCUCUCCAGUUCUGUCAGGUUGGAUGGUGAAUGUUGGUGGGCAGCCAUUUUCAGGUCUCUCCAGAGAUGCUCAAUUGGUUUUAAGUCAGGGCUCUGGCUGGGCUAUUCAAGAACAGUCACGGAGUUGUUCUGAAGUCACUCCGUUAUUUUAGCUGUGUGCUUCGGGUCAUUGUCUCGUUGGAAGGUGAACCUUCGGCCCAGUCGGAGGUCCUGAGCACUCUGGAGAAGGUUUUUGUCCAGGAUAGCUCUGUGCUUGGCCGCAUUCAUCUUUCCUUUGAUUGCAACCAGUCAUCCUGUCCCUGCAGCUGAAAAACACCCCCACAGCAUGAUGCUGCUACCACCAUGCUUCACUGUUGGGACUGUAUUGGACAGGUGAUGAGCAGUACCUGGUUGUCUCCACACAUACCGCUUAGAAUUAAGGCCCAAAAGUUCUAUCUUGGUCUCAUCAAACCAGAGAAUAUUUUUUCUCACCAUCUUGGAGUCCUUCCGGUGUUUUUUUUUUUUUUUUUUUUUUUUAAAACGCAAACUCCAUGCGGGCUUUGCUCUGACAUGCACUGUGAGCUGUAAGGUCUUAUAUAGACAGGUGGCUUUCCUAAUCAAGUCCAAUCAGUAUAAUCAAACAAUGCUGGACUCAAAUAAAGGUGUAGAACCAUUUCAAGGAUGAUCAGAAGAAAUGGACAGCACCCGAGUUAAAUAUAUGAGUGUCACAGCAAAGGGUCUGAAUACUUAUGGCUGUGAGAUAUUUCAGUUUUUCUUUAAUAUAUCUGCAAUAAUUUCAACAAUUCUGUUUUUUUUUUCUGUCAAUAUGGGGUCCUGUGUGUACAUUAAUGAGGAAAAAAUUGAACUUAAAUGAGUUUAGCAAAUGGCUGCAAUAUA